UAUCAGACAACUUUGUUUUUUGUACGUGCAUGUCCUUUUCUUCACAACCAUGUGAUUAGAGACAAUAGUAAAUAAAUGAAUGACAUCAUUUGAGUAUAGUUUCUCGGCCUUAGCCCAAACUUCAGGACAUGGUUGUUGACCAAGUGAUCAUGUCCUUGCCCUUCAAACGAAAAUCACAGAGCAGCAUCUCAGGAUUUUAAAUAUGAUGUUAAUAAUAUAUUAAGGAGCACUAUAUUCUUAUAUGUUUAAUGUAUUUAUGAUUCUUUGUCUAUAAUAAUAUAUAGCAUCUGUUGUGUAGUUGAGACAUGGUUUCUCCCAAAUCUGUCAUUCUCUCCUCCCUUUUUCUUUCAACAUCUAUGACGACUCCUUAUGCUGGUCCCCUCUACCUUUUAUCACAAGCUUUCUAAGUCUAAACAUGGUUAAACAUUUCUUUGUAGAUUUGCCUUGAUGGGGAUGACUAUGUUGCUGUUGUGGAUGAAUUCAUCAAAUACAAGAUGUGCAGUGCUGGAAUUGGGGUUCUCAAUGCUGCAAGAAAAACAAUGGCAAGGAUGUUGGGGAAUAAUGAGAUUGCUUAUGAGAGUGCAAAGAGUCAAUUUUGGGUCGUUGAGGCAAAGGGGUUAAUCACUGAAGGACGGGAAAAUAUUGAUCCAGAUGCCCUACCUUUUGCAAGAAAUUUGAAAGAAAUGGUUCGUCAAGGACUCAGGGAAGGAGCAAGCCUUGUGGAAGUGGUUCGUGAAAAUGAUCUCUUUACUUGAUUUAGCAAUUUUGAAAAUCACAAUAUGAGAUUGAUCAAUGUAAUAAUAUUGACAGUUUUUCCCUCUAGAAUGUCGAGACUAAGUUAGUAUCACUCAGUUUUAUAUGGAAAAAUUCAUAGCACGAGUAUGAUGAUCACAAUAAUUGUUCUCACUCCCAAGGUGCCAUAAAAUUGAAGAAUGAUGACGGCAGAAUAUUUGUUAGAUUGCAUGCUAAUAUUUACUGUGGGAGUUAUUAGCUUGUAGACUCCUUAUGUAAAGUUACAACAUGCUUCUGUAAUACUUAUUUCUCUGAAUUUUGUGUGUUUAUGAUGGUAAGAAUUGCUGAGCUGCUUCCUUAAUACAUUCUUGUAUUUCGAUAGCUUCCAAUGGAGAAGGUUGUACUUGUUCACUGAAUUGUUCGUCAGCUAAAACUGGGGUGGAAAUAAAUGAUGAGAGCAAAGGAUGAAGCUCACAAAUGGAGGGAGCUAUGCAUGAAAAAUCUCUUAAUAGGUGGUUCCAUGUUUCUUCAUCCCAUUUACUAUCAUAUUCCAAUCAGAAGCUUCACCUCUCAACGAACAACAAAGGAAGCUUCAUCCCAUUUACUAUCAUGUUCCAAUCAGAAGACUGAUCUGAGUUUCAAAUUAGCUUUCCAUUGCACAAUAAAAUGUUGGAACAUUAUCUUUACUGAUUUUGUCAGAAGUGAGACUUCAAAACCACACUUGAGAUGCUUAAGUGACAUACUGACAUUUGAUAACUUGCAGAGGUAACAAAGCAUUUUGCAGCUUUAACUGUGGAUCCGAGGAAUAAGUGGAGAAAACUUGUUCUAACUCAACAGACAGCUCUCCUGGCUCAAGUUACCAUGAUCUCUUCUUCAAGGGUCUGCUUUGUUGGUUGUCAUGAUCCAAUUUUCAUGGUUUUAUGAUAGCUUUGGUAGAGUUCUAUUCCUUCUGAAUCUUGGUAACUUCUAGAAAGAUAAAUGCAUUAUAAUGUUCACUAGAUGAGACAGAAAGAGGCCACUGGUUUCAUUUUAUGUUUUGUCAUUACUAUGAACUCUUUGAUUUGAUCAAUGCACGCAGCAUAUUGGCCAUUGAGAUUUUGAAUAUUU
Molecule: messenger RNA, 1839 nt
Organism: Arachis ipaensis
Lineage: Eukaryota; Viridiplantae; Streptophyta; Magnoliopsida; Fabales; Fabaceae
Product: NAD-dependent malic enzyme, mitochondrial-like
Molecular function (GO): NAD binding
Source: RefSeq, a predicted model, not a curated record